Anas platyrhynchos (mallard) is the source of this 1483-nucleotide messenger RNA. RefSeq names its product translocase of inner mitochondrial membrane 21 (gene TIMM21). Lineage: Eukaryota; Metazoa; Chordata; Aves; Anseriformes; Anatidae. Gene Ontology annotation, cellular component: TIM23 mitochondrial import inner membrane translocase complex. Gene Ontology annotation, biological process: protein import into mitochondrial matrix. The record is from RefSeq and is a predicted model, not a curated record.
CCGCCGCCUCCUCCCCUCGCACCCCGCUGGAAGAUUUCCGCAGCGGCAAUGGCGGGGCGCGGCUGGCAGGGCACCGGGGGCUGCUGAAGGGCUGCUGCCUCCCUCAGCCGCCUCCGAGGGGUCCCCGCCCGCCGCGGGGAGAAAGUUUUUUCCCCUCGGCUCCUCCGCCAAGCCUCGGGCAGGGGGGAGCGGCGUGAAGCCGCCCGGGGUGCUUGGGCAUGCUGCUCCCCGCCGCCCUGCUGCGAGGCGGCGGGCAGCUGCGGGGCUCCCUGGGGAGAUGGCCGCCGGCGCCUUGCCUGAGAUGGCGGCGGCAGCAGCAGCCCCCCCGCAGCCCCUCAGCGCCGCUCCGGGGUGCCCAGGCGGGUGUGUGGACGCAGGCUGGGGGGCUGGGGGCUGAAAGGUCUGGGCAUGACAGCAAGCAUGUGUCGGUGCGAAGGGAGCAAAAGGAUGAGGCUCUGCUGUCGGCGGCUCGGAAAGUGAAAGAAGCUGGAAGAGACUUCACCUAUUUUAUUGUGGUGCUUGUUGGAAUUGGUGUUACAGGUGGCUUGUUCUAUGUGAUUUUUAAAGAGUUAUUCUCUUCUUCUAGUCCAAGUAAAAUCUAUGGAGAUGCCUUGGAGAAAUGCAGAUCUCACCCUGAGGUAAUUGGUGUUUUUGGUGAACCCAUUAAAGGUUAUGGGGAGGCAACGCGAAGAGGAAGACGACAGCUUGUCAGUCACGUUGAAUACAUAAAGGAUGGACUGAAACAUAUGCGUUUGAAGUUCUAUAUUGAGGGCUCUGAACCAGGAAAACAGGGAACAGUCCACGUGGAAGUCAAAGAGAAUCCUGAGGGAGGAAAACCUGAAGUCCGUUACAUAUUUGUGGAUGUUGACGCCUAUCCUAGAAGAACCAUUAUCAUUGAAGAUAACAGAUAGCCAACAAUCAAAGUUGCUGCUUCAUCUUACUCACUGUUGAAUGAUAUUGGUGUAAGCAGUCUACACAGGAAUUGUUUGGUGUUCUUGAUCGAAUCUUGCAGAUCUGGAGUUAAAUAUAAGAAGUAACCUCUCAGGGCCUCCAUUAAAGUCUCUCAUAACAACAGAUCCAGAAUUUGAGGUGAAGCCAAUGAAAAAUAGUAGAGCUGUCACUUAUGGCAAGUAUUUUUGACAUAGGAAAAUAAUGGCUCAUAUUAAACUGUUUAAUGCUGGAUAAUUCUCCUUAACACCUAAAAUCUGAGUCUUUCAAGGUUUCAGGUUUAGGUGGGGAGUUUUCUUGUCUUCCUUUGCUUGGAUUUCCCACUAGCACUGCAAUAAAGAAAGUGGUAUUUGAAAUACAGACAAAUACUGUUUUCAUUCUGGAUGCGUUUGUAGAUGAUUUAUGUUAGUGUAUAAAGGAGAUGUAGCCCAAAUGCAUCUAAGAAUAUGAAUUGUGGAGACCCACACCCAUGACAGAUGACUAAACAUAAAGGCUCCAAUAUUGGUAUCUUUUAAAUAAAUUAUCAACACCUUUA